Molecule: messenger RNA, 808 nt
Organism: Vitis riparia (riverbank grape)
Lineage: Eukaryota; Viridiplantae; Streptophyta; Magnoliopsida; Vitales; Vitaceae
Product: protein yippee-like
Exons: 5
Coding region: 213-602 (129 amino acids)
Cellular component (GO): ubiquitin ligase complex
Source: RefSeq, a predicted model, not a curated record
ACUUUUUUUCUUUGAAAAAUUCCUGAUAAUGAUCCAUUUUUUCCGUUAUCGUCCGCGUUUUACGCGGUUUGUUUGGUUGCUUGGAAAACAUAAGUUGUAGCGACCAAAACGAGGUAUUUGUUUGGUGUGACAGUGUGAUUUGGGUAUUUUUUGUGGUUUUGAAGGGAAAGGGAGAGAAGGGGAGUGCGAUUGAACGAAGGUGGUGGGUGAGAAUGGGUAGGCUUUUUGUGGUUACUCUUGAUGGCGGCAGAGUCUACAGCUGCAAGCAUUGCAAGACCCAUUUUGCGUAUGCCAAUCAAAUUAUUUCCAAGGCUUUUCACAGCAAACAUGGGAAGGCUUAUCUCUUUGAUAAGGUUGUGAAUGUCACAGUCGGAGAGAAGGAAGAUCGGUUGAUGAUGACUGGAAUGCACACUGUUGUUGACAUAUUCUGCGUUGGGUGUGGCUCCAUUGUUGGAUGGAAAUAUGAGGCUGCACAUGAGAAGUCCCAACAAUACAAGGAAGGAAAAUUUAUUCUUGAGAGGUUCAAGGUGUUGGGUCCUGAUGGAAGCACCUAUGUUAAUCAGGACAUUCAGGCUGGUGGAAGUGAUGUGGAAGACGCAUGAUGAGCCAUUCAGUUUGGAAAAUUUGAUUAUUUUUCUUUAAUUGUACAUCCUCUUAUAAAACACCUACCUUCUUGUGGGACCUGCUAGUCCGGAUUCUCAAAUUGGUUAGUUUGCAGGUCUCACAAAAUGGGGGUUGAACGAUGGCAUUUUCCAUUGGUUAAUUAUCAAAUUGCAUUAUUGCAUCAAUGCUAGUCUCCUUUUGACCA